Messenger RNA from Magnolia sinica, 2722 nucleotides. RefSeq names its product transcription factor GTE4-like. Lineage: Eukaryota; Viridiplantae; Streptophyta; Magnoliopsida; Magnoliales; Magnoliaceae. The transcript is spliced from 5 exons. Gene Ontology annotation, molecular function: protein binding. The record is from RefSeq and is a predicted model, not a curated record. The coding region runs from base 364 to 2226 and encodes 620 amino acids.
UUAGUACCCGACUCUUCCGGACUCCACCCGCUCCCGUAUCGUCGAAAUACGUCACUCAGUUCGCAUCAGUUCCCAAUCCAAAACACAAAACCAGCAGUCCAGACGAGCACGAGAGAAAGAGAGAGAGAGCGCAAAGAUCCGAAUCGAAUCGAAUCCGAAUCGUUUCAUCUCCUACCCGAAAAAGGUAAACAAAACCCUAGCUAUUUCCCAUCUAUCUCUCUCUUUCUGUCUCUCGCAAAGCCCUAGCCGUCGAAAUUAGGGUUUCCCUCCAAAACCGGUGUCCCGAAAAAUAACCACCAUUCGAAAUCGCGAAUUAGAGUUUAGGGAUUAUUUCUCUUCUCUUUUCGUUUUCUUUUUACAUGUAUGGCGUCGGGGCCUCUGGUUGGGGGCGGUGGCGGCAGCGGCGACGGACCUUCUCGCGACAAGCAGCGAUGGAUGGAGCACAAAGUCUACAGGAGGAAGUCAUUCAACAAGAGCCGAAUCUCCGGUCCGGCGCAACAAACCGAGCCCCAGCCAUCGCAACCCCAGCCUCCCUCUUCUCAAACCCUAACCCCUACAGAAGAAGCCAUAUCUCCUAACCAUCAUCAGCAGGAGCAGCGCGAGCAGCAGCACCAUGGUGCCGCGUCUGACGAUUCUUCCAGCCUCAACCGCCUCCCUGCCCCAGGCCCCACCGUCGCCCGGGACCCGCCUCCUUCCUCCAAUGGUUUCUUACCGCGCCUCCAGGACAACCGCGUCACCAUCAACCUCGCUUCGCGGUCGAAGCAGGACCUUCGCGACCUCCGCCGCCAGCUUAUCCGCGAGCUCGACCAGGUCCGCUCCCUCGUCAGGAGGCUCGAGUCACGUGUGCCCCAUGGCUACGCCCACUCACAGCUCUCUGCAAACAACGCUGCGGACGAUAGUGGCCUGGCUCCUGCUGCCCCCAAAAGAAUGAACUCCGAAGCCAUGUCCAUCAAGCCCCGCGAGCCCCGCACAUUCCAUCCACUCAGCGUCUCUACUGUUCCGAACAGUGACACUAUCAUAGAGAAGGAGAAGCGCACGCCAAAGGCCAACCAGUACUACCGCAAUUCUGAAUUCCUCCUUGGGAAAGAGAGGCUCCCGCCACCUGACAGUGGUAAGAAAUCGAAAUCCAACGGCAGGGAUUAUGGCGGGUCGCCAGUGGAUCGGAACCUGAACCAGGCUAUCAAGAACUGUGCCUCUCUGCUGUCAAAGCUGAUGAAGCAUAAGCAUGCGUGGGUAUUCAACAGCCCGGUUGAUGUCAAGGGGCUCGGCCUGCAUGAUUACCACACCAUCAUCAAGCACCCAAUGGACCUUGGCACUGUGAAGUCCCGCCUCAGUAAGAACUGGUACAAAUCCCCACGUGAGUUCGCGGAGGAUGUCAGACUAACAUUCCAGAAUGCCAUGGCAUAUAACCCAAAAGGGCAGGACGUCUAUAUCAUGGCCGAACAGCUGUCAGAGUUAUUCGAACAGCGGUGGGCUGUUAUAGAGGCAGAAUACAGUCGCAGGCCUAGAUUUGAUUACUUGGACAGGGAAGUGGCCCCUCCUUUUGUAACCACUCCCCAUGUCAUGAAAAAGGCUCCUCCUCCACCACUGGAAUUGACACGGUCUCUGGAUAGGUCAGAGUCAACGACCCGGCUGAUAGAUUCAAAGCCAAUUGCAGUGAGUUUUACUCCGACGGGCCGGGUGGCAGUUCCCAAGAAGCCGAAAGCAAAGGAUCCUAACAAGCGGGACAUGACGUACGAGGAGAAACAGAGGCUGAGCACGAACCUUUUGAGCCUUCCUCCAGAGAAGCUGGACAACAUUGUGCAGAUUAUCAAGAAGAGGAAUUCGGAUCUCAGCCAGCAUGAUGACGAAAUUGAAGUGGACAUUGACAGCUUCGAUGUGGAGACUCUGUGGGAACUUGAUCGCUUUGUGACAAAUUACAAGAAGAGCUUGAGUAAGAACAAGAGGAAGGCUGAACUUGCCAUUCAAGCAAAAGGGGAAGCUCGGAAUAAUAAUGCCCAGGAAACGAAUCCAAUACGUGCCGCGGUAGAGGCUCCAAAGGAAAGUAAAAUAACAGAUGAGAAGAAUGUCGCUUCUUCAUCACCUGUUGAAGGAGAGAAGCCUGGGGAAAAUGCUAGUAGAUCAAGUAGUUCGAGCAGCUCUAGCAGUGACUCUGGAUCCUCUUCAAGUGAUUCGGACAGUGAAAGUUCCUCUGCGUCGGAUGCAGGACAUUCACCCAGGACAUGACAGGGUUCUAUUCAGUGAUGAUGAUUUUCCCCCCUUUUGAUUUGGGAAUUAUUUGGCCUCUACUUGGUGCACCGUUGGGAGAGUGAGAACCAGCAAUGUUGCAAGGGUGAUGACCAACUGAAAUAUCUUGCACAGUGAUGAUGAUUUUUGCCUUUGGAUUUGGGAAUUAUUCGGACUCCUACUUGCUGUGCUGUUGGAAGGGUGAGAACAAAUCGAAGUUUGUUGCAGAACAGUCAUGAUUUUUUCCUUUGAACUUGGGAGUCGUUGACAGCAUUUAGGAAUUGUGUUAGUGUACACACAUCUUGGUGUAUGCAAGGGCACCAUAAGAGGAGGUGUUGAACAUUGUACUUAGAGUGGUCCUGUGUACCAUACAUUAUUUAGAUUAAGAUGUAUCCUGGAAGAUUACUGAUUAUCGUUGUGUUGUAAAUGGUUGUAAAUAAAGCAUUAUAAGAAGGAGAGGAUUAAAUUAAGCAUCUAUCCUUAUAUUUUCCGCUCC